AUGAAGUUCACUCAAAUCCUCUCUACGUCUGCAUUUGCAACCGCCUGCUUGGCCUUUGAUACAUCGGCCACUGAAAGCAUCAACAAGGACUAUGAAGUCCUCGGAGAAUGGAAUUCCCGCCUGCAGUCGGGUACUCUUGACUCGGACAACCUGGGCGAAGCUAUGAUCGCACAAGCGGCGAAGUUGGAGGAUCCCGUGGAAAUCGAGGAUGCCCUUAAGAUCGAGUCUCAGAACGAGGCAGGAGAAUGCUCUGCACUUGCUGAGGCUUCGGAAGGCCUCGCUAACCGGCUCUCGGUUCUGUUCCACAAUAUCGAGGAACCCAGUGUCCUAUGUGAAGCCAGCUUUCAGAGCAAGAUCGAGGAGUCCGGGAGCACUAUCGCACUCCAUCCUCAUAUCCUCGAGGUCGCGGAGGUAACCCUCAAGAGGGACUGCGGUGCCGAUGCUGAUGACGUCCAAACGGCUCUUGAGGCCUUCCCGCAGACUUUCUCCGACUUUGAUGCAUUCCUCACGACUCUGAGCAAUGCUAAUGAGACAUGCUCUGGCAACUAG
Aspergillus melleus is the source of this 549-nucleotide messenger RNA. RefSeq lists its product as uncharacterized. The transcript is spliced from 4 exons. The record is from RefSeq and is a predicted model, not a curated record. Lineage: Eukaryota; Fungi; Ascomycota; Eurotiomycetes; Eurotiales; Aspergillaceae. The coding region runs from base 1 to 549 and encodes 182 amino acids.